Passer domesticus (house sparrow) is the source of this 3012-nucleotide messenger RNA. It is a transcript of the gene HOXA3, whose product is annotated as homeobox A3. Bases 756 to 1997 code for a protein of 413 amino acids. Gene Ontology annotation, molecular function: DNA-binding transcription factor activity, RNA polymerase II-specific; RNA polymerase II cis-regulatory region sequence-specific DNA binding. The transcript is spliced from 3 exons. Gene Ontology annotation, cellular component: nucleus. Gene Ontology annotation, biological process: regulation of transcription by RNA polymerase II; embryonic skeletal system morphogenesis; anterior/posterior pattern specification. The record is from RefSeq and is a predicted model, not a curated record. NCBI's taxonomy places the organism in Eukaryota, Metazoa, Chordata, Aves, Passeriformes, Passeridae.
CGUUUUGAAGGGGGCUGGAAAUAAUAGCAUGAAGAUUUGGGCUUUCUUCGGGGCUUGCAGAGGACAUGCGACGUGCAGCAGAGUGGCCGGCCUCGGGAGCAAACGCCGGCUAAUUAGGCUAAGUAUCGAAGUGCAGCGUUAUAAGAAUUCCUCUUACCUUCCAAUGGGUUUUGUGUAAAGAAAUAUUGGUGUGGGAGGAAAGAGAAUCAGACCAAUCUCCCCCCACAGUCAUCUGCAUCUCUUAGAUUUUUUUUUUCUCCUCCCUUAAAACUCUUCUUUAACAUAUUGGGUUAAGGCUUUAAAAAGCGAAGGCUCGCGCUAAGAAACCCUGUUCCUUCAAUGAUUCCCUAUUUCAAAUAAAAGGAUUUAAGUUGACGUAUGACCACGUGAGCACAUAAUACAGCGCAUUAUUGUGGCAUUUGGAGUGGAGACCCGGUCUGGCUCCGUCUGCGAUUACGCUUUUCCAGUUUCUGUUCAGAGCAAGCACUGCUUUCUAUUAUUUUUUUUUUCCUCCUGCCCCCAUCACCGUCCCCACAAGAGCUGGCCAUUUCGCUGACAGCUUUCGUUCCUUAUGGAAAGGUUAUUGUCGAGCCGAGAGGACGAAAUGCUUCGUUAGAAAGGAUGGAUUUUAUUUUAAGGUCUGCCCGGAGAGGCCAUUGGAGGAAGAGCGCCACGUGACAGAGGGGUGCCAAUGUUAUUCUCCAAGGGUGUCAAGACCCUGUCAGUUUGCGAAAUAAAUAUUGGGAAACAACGAAAUGCAAAAAGCGACCUACUACGACAGCUCUGCAAUCUAUGGUGCCUACCCCUACCAAGGAGCAAAUGGUUUCACUUAUAAUGCGAGUCAGCAGCAAUAUCCUCCAUCUUCAUCACUUGUGGAAACUGAGUACCACCGCCCCGCGUGCUCUCUCCAGUCCCCUGGCAGCUCUGUGUCCCACCACAAGGCCAAUGACAUCAGUGAGAGUUGCAUGAGGACCCUCCCCAGCCAGACUCUCCAGCCCCCCAGCCUCGCUGAUCCACAGGCUCCACCGCAGCCGCCUCCAGCCCAGCAGUCACAACCUCCACCUCCGACCUCCACCUCACCACCUCAAAAUGCCAGCAGCAACCCUGCCCCGGCCAACCCCACCAAGAGCCCAGCUCUUAACUCACCCACCGUGUCCAAACAGAUAUUCCCAUGGAUGAAAGAGUCUCGGCAAAACACAAAGCAGAAAAACAGCAGUUCCAGUUCAGGUGAGAGUUGUGCUGGUGAUAAAAGCCCUCCAGGGCAAGCCUCCUCUAAGCGAGCCCGUACAGCUUACACAAGUGCCCAGCUGGUAGAACUGGAAAAGGAGUUCCACUUCAAUAGGUACCUUUGCAGGCCACGAAGGGUAGAAAUGGCUAAUUUGCUCAAUCUCACAGAAAGACAGAUCAAAAUCUGGUUUCAAAACCGCAGAAUGAAAUACAAAAAGGAUCAAAAGGGAAAGGGUAUGAUGACCUCUUCAGGAGGACAGUCCCCAAGCAGAAGCCCCGUCCCUCCAGCUGCUGGGGGAUAUCUAAACUCUAUGCAUUCUUUAGUAAACAGUGUCCCCUACGAACCCCAGUCGCCUCCACCAUUUAACAAGCCUCAUCAAAACACCUAUGGCAUCCCUGCAUCGUAUACUGCUCCUCUUAAUAAUUGCCCACCUCCUCAAAAGAGAUACACGGGGACAGCAGCUGUGACACCUGAAUAUGAUACUCAUCCUCUUCAAGGCAACGGUUAUGGGAAUCCACAUAUACAGGGAAGCCCCGUCUAUGUAGGGGGCAACUACGUGGAGACCAUGACCAAUUCUGGGCCUUCCAUCUUUGGUCUAACUCAUCUCCCUCAUCCUCCCUCUGCCAACAUGGACUACAGCGGGGCUGGGCCAAUGGCCAACAAUCACCACCAUGGACCUUGUGAUCCACAUCCAACAUACACAGACCUUACCGCUCACCAUCCUUCUCAGGGAAGAAUUCAGGAAGCGCCCAAACUCACUCAUCUGUAAGAGACAGGAGUCACUAAGAGGAACAGCAAGCCCCCAAGUUUUGGAAAGUACUCAUCCCUUCCCUUCUCUCUCCUCCCCCCAACAUGUGCCCUCCCCUUCCCUUCUCGUUUCUUUUGUUCGUUUCGGUUUGUUUUGUUUCCUUUCGUAAAAGCGUUUUCUAGUUUAUGUGACGUAGCAAUAUUUGUUGCUUGAAUUGCUCUAUAGUUUCACUAGUGGAUAUUUAUCUUCUUGAACUGUAGCCUUGUGUCUCACUUUGGGAGUAUGCAGAGGCUUUAUACUUUACCUUCUACACUUUUAUCAAAACAGGGUAUAUGAACAAAUUUUCUAUAAAAGGAAUUCUUAAAUGUGAAUUUGUUCGUACAUGAUUGAUCCCACGGGGAAGCAAUUUUUUUUAUUGCACUUCUUUUAAAUAGCAAGAAAGACAUCAAAAGCGCUUGGACAGGGACUUCCUGGACAAUUAUUGAUACGUGUAAGUCUUUCAAUGUGUGUAUGCUGGUGAACAUUCAGAUUUAUUUAUAUUUUUUUUUCGCAAACAUUGAAUAAUCUAAGUGUUUAAAAUUUUAUUUAUCCCCAUUUGUUCAUAUUUAUAUAUAUAUAAAAAAAAUCUGUACCCUGAAUAUUCAGGAGGCCAUAUAUUAGAUGGCAUAUCGGCACGUGUUAGAAAUAUCAUUUGAAAGGAAACUAUUAACUCCUUUUAUUAAAAAUAGUGAUAAUAAUGAUGAUGACGAUGCAAUAAAAUCUGGGAAAAAAGAUCGCGGUUUGAAUACUUUAUGCUUGUAACAUCCAGCUAGGCAAAAAGUGUGUGAAGCUGAAAAGGCUAGAUUUGUUUUGAAAGUGAUACAUUCCUUGCUGCUCACGUUCUGGAAAAAAAAAUAAAGUUUUUAUUCUGAAUAAUAAAGAGUUAAGGACAUGUUCUUCGCAGCGCAGGGGAAUGGAGAGCCCUUCAUGACGUGGGGAGCGAGGAAACUCGUCUGUAAACUUACACGAGGGUCUGCUCACCCGAAGGGCCCCGCGA